AUGAAGUUCCCUCUUGCAUCUCGAUCUGUAAACCCGUGCCGGAAAUACAUACAUUGGUCAAAGCCUCCGCCUGGGUUUUUCAAAAUAAAUACAGACGGAUCGUUUGUACACGGUCAAGCGGCUUGCGGAGGAAUUAUCAGAAAUCAUAAUGGAAACUUUGUUAAAGGUUUCAUGUGUAAGCUUGGGUCGGGAAAUGCUCUCUUUGCAGAAUUAAAAGGAAUUCUCCUUGGCCUUCAGAUAAUGAGAGAGAUGCAACUUACAAAUGUCAUUCUUGAAACAGAUUCCAUACAUGCCAUCAAUAUGAUCCAGAAUCGUCAUACCUCCAUUUUUCAUCUCCAACCUCUACUCCAGGAGAUCAUAAACCUUAUCAACCUCUCAGGAUCGACUAUUCGUAUAAAUCACAUUCAUCGUGAAGCAAACACUUGUGCCGAUGCUCUUGCUUUAAGGGGUCAUCAAGCGGAUUUUUCCCCUUCUAUGUUAGAUGUUAUUAGUCCUAGUAUUAAUUUGCUUUUUGAUAAAGACUUAAGGGGAGCUUGUUCCUCUGUAGUCGGUCCUUAG
Messenger RNA from Trifolium pratense (red clover), 558 nucleotides. RefSeq lists its product as uncharacterized. Gene Ontology annotation, molecular function: nucleic acid binding; RNA-DNA hybrid ribonuclease activity. The record is from RefSeq and is a predicted model, not a curated record. NCBI's taxonomy places the organism in Eukaryota, Viridiplantae, Streptophyta, Magnoliopsida, Fabales, Fabaceae. The coding region runs from base 1 to 558 and encodes 185 amino acids. The transcript has a single exon.